Molecule: messenger RNA, 3258 nt
Organism: Solenopsis invicta (red fire ant)
Lineage: Eukaryota; Metazoa; Arthropoda; Insecta; Hymenoptera; Formicidae
Product: histone-lysine N-methyltransferase SMYD3
Exons: 7
Coding region: 382-1713 (443 amino acids)
Cellular component (GO): nucleus
Molecular function (GO): protein binding
Source: RefSeq, a predicted model, not a curated record
UUGAGUCCGCGAACGCGUUUGGAUGUGUUCUCUUAAGAAAGAGUUACUGAUGCAAUCAAUCAUUUUAGUGCUGCAAAAGCGUUUUUGUUUUUCAAGAUCGGAAUUUGACCAUAUUGAUCGAGGACUUUUGCAUACCUGAAUGAUCGCAGCAAUUCAAGAAUUCAGCGAAGAGUCCUCCCUAAUAAUAAAAAGUGUCUGUUAAGCAAUCGGACAUUGGAAUCUUUAGUAAGAAGUAUCAUUAAAAAAAGAAAAAAGAAUUUGUCUAGCAAAUACAACUUAAAGCUAGAUUCUAUUAAGCUUUAGAGCUUCGUGUAUAAAAAGAAUAAAACACUUUUUCUAAUAAAAAGAGUGUUUCAUAAAUUUUUUACUUGUGCUUAUAAAAUGAACGGUAACGUAGUAAAAAAAGGAACAACGAUCUUGACCGGUAGACCAUUUGUCUUUGUUCUUAGAUCAAAGUAUAGAACCACACGAUGUGACAAUUGCUUCAAGAGUGAGCAAUUAGUGAAAUUGUUAAAAUGUUCGAGUUGUCAAUAUGUAUAUUACUGCAACCGUAAUUGUCAGAAACAAUCGUGGCGAAUACACAAGAGAGAAUGUGUAUGUCUGAAGAAAAUAUUACCAGUAAUAUUGCCAGAUUCCGUCCGACUCGUGGCACGUAUAAUUAUCAAGCUCAAACAAGGUGGGGCCGACGAAAUGGACUAUUACACAAAGGAAAACUACAGAAAAUUUACGGAUCUAAUGUCUCAUUAUUCGGACAUGAGAGCGGACGCGAAGCAUAUGGAACCUUUCAUUAAAUUAUACAGAUUUUUAGCAGAGUUUCUCGAUGAAACACUCAUGCCUAGUAUUGCAGAAUUAAUAAGUAUUUAUGGCAAGAUGAGUACUAAUCGUCUCAACAUACAGGAUGAGUGGCUGAACGUUAUUGGAUUUGGCAUUUAUUUGGGAGCAUCCGUAGUGGGUCACAGUUGCAAACCCAAUGCAGUCGCCACUUUUGAAGGAACCACUAUUAUUAUCCGAACAUUAACGGAUCUUCCUUGUUUGGAUUGGUCACAGAUAAAAAUAUCAUACGUCGACUUAAUUAAAUCUAAAAAGGACAGACGCGAAGAACUGUACAGUUUGUAUCAUUUCUGGUGUGAUUGCGAAAGAUGUGAAAAAGAAGAAUCACUGACCGAAGCAGCCGCCUGUCCAAAUUCAUCUUGUGAUUCUCCGUGUUCGAUCGAUGCUGACAAAUGCGAGAAGUGCAAUACAAGAAUAUCUGUAAAAUUUAAGGAGACGUUUCAGGAAGUUGUGGACCUUACUGACUAUCAUUUCGAACAUAUAAUAUCUAUUCUUUUUUUUAACGAUUUGGAUACGUUCUCUUGGAUUAAAGAGAUUCUGGAAAAACAGAAAAAUGUAAUGCAUAAAUUUAAUGUACAUCUUAUCUGUACUCUCAGAAAAAUUCAUUGUGCAGCAUGGAAUUUGAAGUGUUGGAAAGACGUAGAGUUUUAUGGCAAGAAACUCGAGGCAGGAUAUUUAUUCUACUAUGGGAAAGUGUACCCUCCAAUAGGAACACUGUAUCUUACGUUAGGAAUUGCACUAUUGCACUUAGGAAAACCGAAAGAAGCUUUCAAAACAUUAAACAAAGCGUAUACAGUGUUAAAGAUAACGCACGGUAAUAAGCACUUUUUAGUGAAAGAAAUAUUAGAACCAUUGCGUUUUGAUGCUUCUAUGCUGUCAUAAUUUUCGUCAUCAAAAUAUUGCUUAUGAGACAUUGUAAUAAAAGUGUUAAAAAUACAAUAGAAAAUAUUAGAUAAUGUGCACGUUACAGUUGAAACUGUUUAAAUCAAAGAUCUGCAAAAAUAAAAUGCUUUUCUUUUAUUUUAUUUGGAGCGGGUCUUACCAACUUUAAAAAAGUAUGUAUAAUAUAAUUGUUCUUUAACGUUUGUUAUUAUUUUAAUUUGUACUCACGAAUAAUCUUUUAAUCUCUUUAGAUACAAAAUUUCUAAUUCAAUACACGUUAUUUUAUGAAAUCAAAAUAAUGUUUCUACAACAAUUUAUUUUAUUUUUCUAAUUUUUAACAUAUCUUAAUCAAUGUCUUUUAUCAUUCUAGCCAUCUCGUGCAAAAUUCAAACAGUUGUCAAAGUUAAAAAGAAAUAUAUCGAGUGUUCUGUAAUAAUUUAAUAAAAUUAAUUUGUAUCCUUUUUUAUUAUUGCAAAGUAUUAUUACUGUAAUCUUCCGUUCACAUAUUAUUCUUUUUUGUUAUUUGAAAAUCAUAGUUACAAAUUACAAUUUUGAUUAAAAUUUUUCAAAAAUAAAUUUCUAAAUUAUCCAAAAUUAGUUACUAAUGAAUUGUGUGCAGUUUAAUACAUUGCAAUUUUAUAAAUAGAAACUAUAAUUCUUAAUCAAAAAGUCAAAAUGCUUCAGUUUUUUUUUAAAUACAAUAUUAUUUAAAACAAUAUUAUUUAAAACAAUAACAAUAUUAUUUAAAAUAAAAUUAAUAUUAUAUAAAAUUUUUAAACCAAUUGACCGUAGUUUUUCUAAAAAAAUAGAAAUAUUUUAUACGUGACAUCUUCUGGCUAAUGCAUGGAAUGACUGUGAUAUUAUAACGUCAUUUUUUAAAAUAUUUUAUACGUAGGAUAGAAUAGAGUGUUUUAUGCAGUGGUUAUUUCGUGCAACUCUGAUUUUUUUAAACAGUGUAGUAGAUAGAAGGCUGCCAUUCUACGUUGUAAUUUAAAUACGCAAUAGAAUAUGAUGUCUCAAACUGAUCAGACAUUUCAUGCGUAUUUUAUAGACAGAAGUUUGUAUUGUGGCACUGCAUAUUCAUUUAUUUGCAAAAUAUAUCGUUACUCCUGAUAAGUAUCUCGUUAUUAUUCUCCAUAAUCUGUAUAUUAUUUGUAGUCAUUGGGAUAUUUGCUCAAGAAAUAUUGUGCGUUGCGAUGAAAUAUUUAGUGUUUUUGCUCCAGAGCGCGAUUUAUGACAGAUGGACAUUGGCGGUGUUAAUGUGCAAUAUAGCGAAGCAUUAUGUAGUAUUAGAGUAUGUAAUAGUAUGUCUAUAUUAUAAAUUUUAAAAAAUAAAUGAAAAUAAGUCCAUUUGUUGCAUCGAAUGGAUGUCAGUUGACGCCUAGGCUCGGCUAAAGUACCGGCGCGGGCGUAGUACUUCGUCAUAAUUCAUACUUACACAUAAUUCGGCGUUAAAACAUCUAUAAAACAUGUAUAAAAUUUGUAUAAAACGUAUAUAAAAGUUUAUUUGACCAAAUUAAUAAAUAAUAAAUAUGUUAUCUUUUA